UUCUUCUCAUGUCUUAGUUGCGCAGCUGGUGGUCUGUCAUUUGGGAGGAUAACCUCAAUUCUUGAACCUCGAUCUAUCAGUCUGCGUACCUGACUACGGACCCUCGGUCCCUCCCACAUAAUGGCGCCUCUAAAUUCCUUCUUCCUCUCUGUGGUGCCAAUGCUGUCGCUGGUGGCAGCGAAGGAGCUGCCAGUGGACAUGGCCCUCAAAAAGGCGAUCUACGAUAACGGCAUCGUUCAUGAACAAAUCAUGGCGACGAAACAUCAAAUAUGGAGCCAGUUGGCCGAACAAGGAGCCUUUGACUCGUCGCAGUACAAGGCAUUCGACGAGGAGACGGAUUACUUGCCCUGCCAGGAUGGUAUCGUGUCCCUGGUUCCCGGUGAUCCCGCCAACACCUAUCGUUGCCAGGGCCUAGAUCUCUAUGACUUCAAGCCGCACGUGCAACUCGGCAACUCGACCGGGAGAGGGGCAGGUUCGUGGGGCUGGACAAGCCCCGAAGGCCGCGAGUUCGUUGCCAUCGCUCAGCAGGAUGGCACUGCUUUUGCCGAGGUCAGUCCCCAGGGCAAGCUCAUUUACCUUGGCCGGCUGCCUCAGUACGCCAAGGCAGUCCCGUCCAUGUGGCGGGAAAUCAAGGGAUACAAGAGCUACAUCCUCAUCGGCAGUGAGGCCGUGGACCAUGGCGUUCAGAUCUUCGACCUGAGAAAGCUCCUCGACGUGGAUCCGGCGAGCCCCGUGGUCUUUGACAGCGUCAAGGACCUUACGGGAUUCUGGAAUGAAGGCCUCCCUCUCGGCCGGUCGCACAACGUCGUGACGAAUGAAGAGUUGAAUUACGGGGUAGCCACAGGAUUCCAACCAAGGGACGGACCCCUCAGGGCGGGCUUGAUCUUUUUCGAUCUGACCGACCCGUCGAACCCCAAGACCUUGGGCGGCACCGGCGCAGAUGGCUACGUCCACGACGCCCAGUGUCUGGUGUAUAGAGGUCCGGACGAGAAGUACAACGGAAGGGAUAUUUGCUACGGAUACGACGAGGACUCCCUGACAAUUUUCGACGUUACCGAUAAGAAGAACAUCAAAGUCAUCUCCAACACCUCCUACGAAGGGUUCGCUUAUACCCACCAGGGCUGGGUGCUCGACCCGCAGUGGCAGCAAUACCUGGUCGCCGACGACGAGUACGACGAGUACGACAAGACGGGCUUCGGUGCGGAUGGUUAUCCCAUCUCUUACAUCUGGGACAUCACCUCGCUCGAGGCACCCAAGCAGACCGGUCACUACAAGGGCCUGAGGAAGGGAAUCGACCACAACCAGUUUGUGAAGGACGGAUUCGCGUAUCAGAGCAACUACGCAUUGGGUCUCAGCAUCCUCGAUCUGCGUUCUGUGCCGUCGGACCCGACCGGAAAGGGUAUCAAGGAGGUGGCGUACUUUGACACCCAUCCUGAAGAUGACCAUCUCCCAGGCGGAGGAAAUGUGACAUUCACGGGCUCCUGGAGUCAUUACCCCUUCUUCCCCAGCGGGUUCAUCGUCAUCAACACAAUGGACCGGGGCGCAUUUGUUGUGAAGCGCUCGAAGAGCGAUUGACGGAUUCUCAGCUUAAUUACCUGUGGUUGUUGAUCGCCUUUCAGGUGGGGAUGCAACCUAGCGCUGAUUCGCAAUGAUGUUGUCGAGGUUGCUUACACACAUGUUAAACGAUGCCAGUCUCUUCGGCCCUGAAGUCAGGUAUAUUUACUCAAUAUUACGAUGGCUGAUUGUUAGCCAUCUCUGCCUUGAUUGCCUCUUCUGGCCAUAGUUUGAGGCCCGAUAUUUACUU
Molecule: messenger RNA, 1804 nt
Organism: Thermothelomyces thermophilus ATCC 42464
Lineage: Eukaryota; Fungi; Ascomycota; Sordariomycetes; Sordariales; Chaetomiaceae
Exons: 3
Coding region: 121-1575 (484 amino acids)
Cellular component (GO): extracellular region
Source: RefSeq, a predicted model, not a curated record